CGCAAUAAAGUCAAUCACGUCUCACGUGUACAAGAAGAAGAAUCAUCGAGACAUCUGCGGUUGCGGUUUACAAGAUCCGAUUGUGCCACUCUUCCUCAACUCCUGACUCGCUCGUUCUCACUGCCCCAGUCGUGGUCUUCAAUCCGCUCCUCAAUCUCAGUGGCGGUGAAUCAUGGACGUCGAUCCUCGUCACUACGAUCACGUUGCUAUAAAUGACAAUGACAUCCACAACGUUGUUAUAUCAUAUCUUGUACAUAAUUGUUAUAAAGAAACUGCAGAAUCAUUUAUUGCUUGCACUGGGAUGAAGCAGUCUGCUGACCACAUCGAGGACAUGGAGAGGAGAAAAAGAAUUAUCAAUUAUGCAUUAGAGGGUAAUGCCCUUGAGGCCAUUGAACUGACGGAACAGUUGGGUCACGACUUACUGGAGAAAAAUAAAGAAUUGCAUUUUGAUGUACUGAGCCUUCAUUUUGUUAAUCUUGUCCGCUCUAGGAAAUGCACAGAAGCUUUGGAAUUCGCCCAGACCAAGCUGACCCCCUUUGGAAAGAUGGAUAAAUAUGUUAGCAAGCUUGAAGAUUUUCUCGCGUUGCUUGCUUAUGAGGAACCAGAGAAAUCCCCAAUGUUUCAUUUGCUCAGCAUGGACUACAGGCAGCAAGUUGCAGAUAGUUUAAAUCGGGCAAUUCUUGAACAUGCAAAUCUACCGAGUUAUACUGCGAUGGAAAGGCUCAUACAACAAACAACAGUUGUUAGACAGUGCUUAAGUCAAGAGACUGGGAAGGAUGUACUUCCUCCAUUUUCAUUGAAAGAUUUUCUCAGAAGCUAAUUGAGAAGAUAUUUGCUAGGAUCGCCAUCAAGGGGCAGUCGGCAUUUGGUUUGUAAUGUAAGUUAUCCUGCCUGCUCACCAGCUAAAGCUGUGCCGGGCUGUCCCAUGUCCUAUUACGUAUCUAAGUCGCCUAUGUGCUUUUCUCAAUUUGCAUUACAGAAUGGGGCUCAAACUUUAUGCCAAUUGGUUUUAUCUACGCGGUCAGUUGAUCCAAUCCAAGGAUUGUAUAUGUUGCUUGCUUUUGCGGACCUUUGGGAUUCAAAUUAUUGUGUAAUCUUUUUUCAUUAUCCAUAGGCACUAGGAGAGUUUCUGGCUUUUGUUGUUCAUUUUGUGGUUUCCUUUAAAAUGGUUUAAGUUCAGUAGAAGAAAGAAAGAUGUUUUUGCUUUGGAGAA
Messenger RNA from Morus notabilis, 1213 nucleotides. RefSeq names its product glucose-induced degradation protein 8 homolog. The coding region runs from base 173 to 820 and encodes 215 amino acids. Lineage: Eukaryota; Viridiplantae; Streptophyta; Magnoliopsida; Rosales; Moraceae. Gene Ontology annotation, molecular function: protein binding. The transcript has 8 exons. Gene Ontology annotation, biological process: cell surface receptor signaling pathway; cytoskeleton organization. The record is from RefSeq and is a predicted model, not a curated record. Gene Ontology annotation, cellular component: cytoplasm.